UGAAUAUUUUUAAAUAAUGAUUUGGCAACGUCGAAAUUCAUUUAAAUUAAGUGUUCAGCUAUUGGUAGCUUGUCUUUACUGUCGUGUGACUGAAGGACAACUGAACAUCGUAAGCAUCGCGGACGAGAGCCUCCAACAAGCAGGAGCAUGGCUGGCCGCCGGUGUGGCCGCGGCAGAGGCGGCCACCUCUACCAAGAUCGCCCUCGAUGUCCUUAAAAUAUCCAUUGAGGACGAAACCUCGGCUGAGAACCAGCUUUGCAGCGCGCUGUUCAAUGGGGUGUCGGGGGUGUUGGACGUGACAGCGGGGGGGUGGGAGUACGCUAAGCACGCUGCUGCACGUGUAGGAGCGCCCUACGUGCACGGGCAGGUCGGCAUCACGCAGCACGUGCACGCAGUAGACGACCUGCUCCACAACCGGAACGCUACCGACGCUGCGCUCAUCUUCACUACUGAGGCCGAGCUGGACCAAGCCCUCUAUCACCUGGUGGGGGGCAGCAGCGUGCGCGUCAUCGUGCUGGUAGGGCUGGGCAGCAACAGCACCGCAGCCCUGCGCAGGAUGCGGCCUGCGCCGGCCUACUACGUCAUCUUCGGCAGCGGCAGCGACGCGGCACAGCUCUUUGACCAGGCAAUCACUCAGAACUUCGUAACUCGAGACUCCCGCUGGACGGUCGCCAUCACAGGAACGGACCCGCAGAACUUUGUCUCUAAAGCGAUGCCCAGUGGCACCACAGUCACCAUCAUGAGUCCUGCUGCGGAGAACUGCUGUGUCGCUCAGAACCUGCCUGCACCAUGCGCCUGUACUGCUGUGAACACCCCGGAACAGCUAAUCCGCAACUUGGUCCUGAUGAUGACCAAGACACUAAAAUCCGGAAAUUUUUCUACCGUAAAAGGCGAGUGUAGCAGCCUGCCCCAGCAAGGUCCUUCAACGCAGAAGUUUCUCGAUGCCUUCAAAACUGAAGUGAGCGGCUGGAAAGGAGCGAUAUGGACCAACGAGACGCAGGAGUUGAAAGUGGCAAACACCUUCCAAUACGACGCUGUCAAAGGCAGCGUCAAAACAAAGAUCGGUUCGUGGGCCACGCAAACCGGAAUUCAACUCGAACCUCUCUUCGAAAACACGCCCAUUAAACGAUUUUUCCGCGUCGGAAGUGUAGAGUCCCGACCCUGGUUCUAUAAAGACAGCAGUCCUGAUGGCGUGUCCUUUGAAGGAUACAAAGGAUACUGCGUCGAACUCGCCCUAAGGCUUGCCAAUAUGAUGGAGUUUGACUUCAGUUUCCUCACUCCAAACGACGGCAAAUUCGGAGCAAAGAUGGCCAACGGGACAUGGAACGGUUUGGUUGCAGACCUCGCGAAUGGGGAUACAGACCUCAUCGUCGCUCCCCUGACGAUGACGUCAGAGCGCGAAGAAGUGAUCGACUUCGUCACGCCGUAUUUUGAUCAAUCCGGAAUAUCUAUCGGUGUGAUGUUGUGGCUGCUGGACCGCUACUCUCCGUACUCGGCCCAGAAUAAUGCAGAUAAAUACCCUGAAACUUGCAGAAUAUUUACCCUGAAAGAAAGCUUCUGGUUUGCCCUGACGUCCUUCACUCCGCAGGGCGGAGGGGAAGCUCCUAAAGCUCUGUCUGGUCGCACGCUGGUAGCAGCCUACUGGUUGUUCGUAGUACUGAUGCUGGCUACCUUCACUGCCAACCUCGCUGCCUUUCUCACCGUCGAGAGGAUGCAGUCUCCAGUACAGUCCCUGGAGGCCCUCGCCAGACAAGCCAAGAUCAAGUUCACAACCACGCGCGACACGUCCAUUUACGAGUACUUCUUCAAUAUGGCGCGCGCCGAAGACGAACUUUUCAGGGUGUGGAAGGAGUUGACCCUGAACAGCACGACUGACCAAAGCAAGUACCGUGUAUGGGAUUAUCCUAUCAAGGAGCAGUACACUCACAUCCUACAGGUCAUCGAGGAUACCGGCCCCGUCGCUACCGCCGAGGAGGCUUUCAAAAUGGUUCUGGACAACACAGACGGAGAGUUUGCGUUCAUCCACGACGCAGCGCAGAUACGCUACGAGCUCUACCACAGCUGCUACCUCAGCGAGGUCGGCGAGCCCUUUGCAGAGCAGCCCUACGCCAUCGCCGUGCAGCAGGGCAGCUACCUACAGGAGGAGCUUAGCAGGGCUAUCCUGGAGCUGCAGAAGGAGCGCUACUUUGAGUCGCUGCUUGCCAAGUUCUGGAACUCGUCUGCUCGCGGCUACUGCCCCAACGACGAUGAAUCUGAGGGCAUCACACUGCAGUCGCUGGGUGGCGUGUUCAUCGCGACGCUCAUAGGUCUUGUGUUGGCGCUGCUCGCCCUCGGCAUCGAAGUGAUGUACAACAAACGCGUGGGCGCCGGCAACCGCAGCGUAGUUCAGGAUAUCAACAUCAAACAGCCCGUCAACAUGAAGAACUUUGAUCCCAACAACAUGGACCUGCCUAUGGACAGGGAGAAGAUAUCCAGGAUCAGUGUUGCUCCUGUGUACUGAUUAGAUCUUGAUUAUUCCGUGGUAUCAUCAGGGAGAAUGGAGAUAAGGUGAUCUCUGGGAACAGUGUUGCCCCAGUGUACUGAUUAGAUUUUAAUUAUUACGUGUUAUCAUCAGGGAGAAUGGAGAUAAGGUGAUCUCUGGGAACAGUGUUGCCCAGUGUACUGAUUGGAUCUUAAUUAUUACGUGUUGUCAUUUAAUAGGGAAAAUGGAGAUAAGGUGAUCUCCAGGUACAGUUUUGCCCCAGUGUGCUGAAUAGAUUUUAAUUAUUACGUGCUGUCAUUUAAUAGGGAAAAUGGAGAUAGGGAGAGCUCUUGGAACAAUGUUGCCCAGCGUAUGAAUUAUAUUUUAAUUAUCACGAAAUGAGCAUAUAAUUGGCAAUACUUUAGGGAGAAUGGAGUUAGGCAGAAGAUCUCAAAUGUCAACGUCGUCCCAGUGAACUAAUUAAAUAUUGAUAUUGCGUUGGUGAUCUAAUUGGCAAUCUAAUAAGGAGAGUGGAGAUAAGGAGACAGGGAAGAGACCUCAAGGAUCAACGUCACCUCAAAGUACUAAUAAAAUAUUGAUCUCACAUGUGAAAUAUAAUAAAACCAAGCGACUUUAAAUCAACAAACAUAACGAUUCAAAAUGAAUGAUACACUUAUGUGAAGGGUUUGAUCUCUUAGCGUUUUCUUCACUGCUAAAUAUUUUUGAUUGAUUCGACCAUGUGGGCAAAAAAUAUAUAUAACU
Messenger RNA from Hyalella azteca, 3223 nucleotides. RefSeq names its product ionotropic receptor 25a. Bases 17 to 2500 code for a protein of 827 amino acids. Gene Ontology annotation, cellular component: postsynaptic membrane; plasma membrane. Gene Ontology annotation, biological process: monoatomic ion transport; synaptic transmission, glutamatergic; modulation of chemical synaptic transmission. NCBI's taxonomy places the organism in Eukaryota, Metazoa, Arthropoda, Malacostraca, Amphipoda, Hyalellidae. The record is from RefSeq and is a predicted model, not a curated record. Gene Ontology annotation, molecular function: glutamate-gated receptor activity; transmitter-gated monoatomic ion channel activity involved in regulation of postsynaptic membrane potential. The transcript is spliced from 18 exons.